AACUGGAGCGGCGUCAUGGCGGUGUCGCCGACUUCCCAUCCACGUACAAAGCGACGGAAGCCGCAGUUCCACUUCUCCGGUGUUGGAUGGCUUGCGCUUCUGAUAGCUGCAUCAGAGUGUCAAGCGCAGACCACUACAUCAAAUCAAGAUAACCUAUGCUACCUGACGCAUGGUGGGUCAUCCGAGACGUUCACGGUCAACGAAGCCUUUCCAGUUGAGAGCAUCGUGGGCCGACUCCAAGUGGUGGGCAACGCCAGCGAGCCCGGAGGUGACAUCGAGCUGCGCAUGGCCGACCCAGAGGGCUCGCCGCUGACCAUCUUGCCGGGAACCAAGAGCCUCGUCCUGCGGCGCAAGCUCGACAAAGAAGGCCGCGACGGACUUCGCUCCGUCACCACUGACGUCAUCUGCUCUCCGAGGCACACGCGCAACAACGACCACUUGAGCAUCACUGUGCCUGUUCGAAUAAUCGUGACGGAUGCCAACGACAACGCUCCAGAAUUCCAAGGCACCCCUUACUUCCUCAACAUCAGCGAGAGUACCGUGCCCGGUACGACGGUCAUGCAAGGCAUCCGAGCCGUGGACAAGGACCAACCUGGUCUCUUCAGCACUGUCGAGUACUUCGUCGAUGAGGGACCACACUCACACCUGUUGGCCUUCGAGAACAGGUGGGAAGGUUCACUGCUACUGAUGGACAAGCUAGACCAUGAGACCCUGCCAAAGUUCACCAUCACUCUAAGGGCGCAGGACCAAGGAAUCCCUCCACAGAGCUCGCACACCACCCUGGUGGUGGUGGUACACGACGCUGACGACCAGAACCCCAGGUUCAAGGCAGAGAGCUACUUUGUCCAGCUGCACAACAACACCCGAGUGGGCGCACCGCUGGACGUGAAGCCAAGCAAGAUAGAAGCGGAAGAUCCUGACGAAGAGAUAAAGGCCCCCAUCAAGUACACCUUUAAUUCAGACGGAAACGAGUACUCAUACUUCGACCUGCAUCCUCAGACGGGCCACGUGUCCUUGGUGCGGCCACUGCCCGAGGGAUUCGCUCUGCCAGUGACGCUGGUGGUGCGAGCCACGCAGCACGACAACCCGGAUCGGUUCGCGCUCACCACGCUCACGCUUACUGCCGACCGGUUCCCGCCCCACGAACUGCACUUCCUCCAGGACGAGUACGAGGCCCGCGUAAUGGAGAGCACCCCUCCUGGCCAGACGCUACUGACGGUGCAGACGACGCGCAGCGCUGCCGACAAGGCAGGCAUCCGCUUCGAAUUCAUUAAUGAAGGCAACGAAGACGCAGCAGCUUUCACCAUCCACGACUCAGGGGAACUGAUCCUGGCCCAGUCUCUGGACUACGAAACCAAGCAAUUUUAUACACUGAAGGUUCUCGCUACCGACGGCAAGCACAGCGACGUUGCGCACGUCAAUAUCAGCGUACUGAACGUCAACGACAACGACCCACAGUUCAGUCAGCCGCGCUACUCGUUCGCGCUCACCGAGCUGGACGCCGUGCGCCAAGGAGCGCUCGUGGGUCAAGUUGAAGCAUCGGACGCGGACGCCGGUGACUCAGUGCAGCUGGCCAUUGACGGGCCCUCAGCGCGCCUCUUCACCAUCAACAACCAGGGGGAGGUGCGUAUCCGGAACCUCGAGUACCUGAACUCCUCGCGGUCGCACCUGGUGGUGGUUGCAACCGACAGCGGCGUCCCUCCCCGCAAGUCCACGGCGCUGGUCGAGGUGCAGUUCCCCGAGGCCCUCGUGCUACGCAGCGGUGUCCUGGCACCGAGGCAGGAUGAGGGCAGCUUCGUGCUCAUGACCGUCUUCGGUGCUCUUCUGGGCUCUUUGCUGCUCAUCAUCAUCACACUUACUGUGUACAUACUCAAGAACAAGAAGUUCCGCAACAGAUUGCCGGUCUCCUUCACUGGCAAUGGCCACACAGCACUGAAUAAGGUGGCGACAAUAAAGGCGCCUCGCAGUGCCACCAGCAGGCUUAUCAACCCGCCAAGGCCACUUGCGGGUGUCGAAAAUCCCAUCUUCAACCUGUCGGAUGCCAAGUCGGACGACAUGACCGAGGACAUGAGUGAGCGAGAGACUCUACCGGACUGUCUGGACACCCCUGUCUCAAAUGGAAGCAUAAAAAACAAUAACGGACUGCAGCAAAAUGGUAGGGUGCUGCCCAACGGUAGAUUGGAGCCACUUCGGAACGGAAUGGUGGCACCUCUGGGCGGCCCUUCAUUGCGGUGCAAUGGCAAACUGCUCAGCGUCCAGUGGCCCAUUGGCUCCAUACCAAUGAAAGUCAAGGAACUCAACUGGGAGGAUGACCAGCCUAACAAGACGGCAUUGGAUCCGGACUUCAGUGUAACCCCACUGACAGCUGGCAACGAGUCUCCGAACCACAAUGAACUCACAGUGUACUUCUAGGUCAAUCGUCUUUUAAACACACCUGGUCUCAAGCCGCUCGGAUGCAAGCAAAGUCACCACAGGUUUAGGAAUUUGUGGAGCUGACGCACAAACUUGCGAUGCGCGCAAGUCAUUGUGAUAAGCCUGUGAAAUACCAAGCUACAAGUGCCUUCCACUUGAGAUGUGACGACAACUUAUGUCUUCCUUGCAAGCAACACCACACAGCCCAGCGGUGCCAUCGUGGUCUUCCUCAUACGCAAGAACCGUACAGCCAAGCGGUGUGUUGUGUAUCAACUUUCCCAGCGUGCCGGCGCACUGUGCGCUGUGAACUGUUCUGAGGUGAAGAAAGAGAAGGGACAUAAACUAUUUUUGACAGAGUGUUCCAUAAGUGUAGAUGUCAAAGACGUUUGUAAUGCAUGACCUAGACGAAGUUCCCAACCGCCAACGAAACUUUCAGCAAGUACACAAAAAAGCACGUGAAACACACUGGUGCGAGCAUCGCUUCCCUGCCUGGCCACGAAGAGUCGACAGCUGUGAUCGAGGUCCAGAUGUGUUUUCUGAAACUUGGCAUGAAAACUGAGUUUCCAAAAAAAGGGAACGUCCAUGUACUACGUGCAACACAGUAGAGUCGAAAGUUCCGAUGCAUUUCAGUGUUCUGCAACCAAAAGUCGUUCUUUUUUUCAUUAUGAUGCCUAUUAAGACAAUUUUAUUAGCAAGAACCUGCUACAAAUCGCUUGCUGUGAAUAACAGCAGCAUGGAUUUCUAUCCGUACAUGAGAGCGUUAACAAGUAUCUGUAUUAUAAAGCGAACAGCAGAAGCACUUCUGUGCCAGAUUGCUCUUAAGCAAGCCAUGACAUUUAGAAAGUAGCUCAGUCGUACGCUUUUAAGUGACGAAGACGUUGUGUGAUUCAAACACCUUUGCCAUCAUGAUCACAACUGAAUGUUAGAAUGCGCUUUUUUCUACUCAGAGUUGUUUAUGUGCCAACAUAGAAAAUUGUACACAAGCGUGCAUAAGUCCGCGCAUUUAUGUUCGUAAACGAAGCCAGUAUUAAGUGCAUUGCCGAAAUACCAUAUGCAUUGAGCCUUCCCAUGGGCAGUCGGGCAAAGCCACCAGAACUGUGUGGGAAGACUCCCUCUUGAUUCUGUAGCAUGUUCUAAACAAGAUUUCAGUUUCUUUUCUCCAAAGUAGUGAUUGCUUAAAUAGUGACACAAUGGUUUUGUAGAUAGGAAAUGAGAAAAAAGAAGCAAGAAGAUGAUUUUUGUACAUACUGUUAAUAAUAUUGAUGUGUUGUCGAUUCUGCUGUGAUUACUUCUCGCUAUCAUGCAAUGUAGCUAGGAAAUAUUGAAUUUUUUGUCUUACAAUCUCGGCAGAUGGAUGUGUACAUUUAUUAUUCCAGCAUUUAUGCAAAGCCAAUCUUCCUGUUACGCCAAUGUAAAGUUUUUACAGUGGGUGUUUCUGUGAAGAGCGCCACGAAUUUGUAACGACCACCUGGGGCAGAUGUACAAUUCUACUUCUUUAACUGGAUUACUCAAAGACGUGAACGAUAUUUUCACGAAAUUUGUAAAUGCAUAAUUCACUAAUUAUUAAAAUUUGUUAAUGACGUGUUUACCUAAUUACCUUAUCUCAUAUAAUGCAAAUUACAAAUUGUAGCCGGGAAGUUUCAAGGCGACACUUGGAACGAAUUCCCAGAAUGACACCAGUUUCGAAGUAUAAAUUCACAAACUGCAAAGAAAUACGCCUGCAUUGGCACUCCAGUCAUGUUUUUGCUUCAAUGCAUGAAACGGUGUUUCAUUAGAAGAUAAGUGGAAUGACAGUGCAUUUUUAUCGCAAGCUUGAUGACUGAUAUCUCGAAAAUACAGUCAUAUACAGAGUUCUUUCCAAGUAGAUAUGCCUUGCGGUCUCGCCGUCUACAAUUUGUAAUUUGCAAUACGUCCAAGUGGUUAGUUAAAAACGAUAAGUUAUGUUUAGUCAUUAGUCAACGGUGCAUUUCGAUUUCUCGCUCAAAUAAGGUCUGCAUGUUGGAGUGAUCCAUUCAAGCACUAUAUGUCGUGCUAUCUGCCACAUGGGAUUUUUAUAAAAAUGUGGAAGUCUACACAGAAACAUGCAUUACUGUUUUAUAUAAAAAAGCGUGCUUGUAAACGCGAUCAGCGACUGUAUAUGAUGAACGCUAGAAGAUAAACUGACGUUCCGGAAUUACGUAU
This is a messenger RNA of Dermacentor silvarum, 4593 nucleotides long. Its product is annotated as protocadherin-16-like. The record is from RefSeq and is a predicted model, not a curated record. Lineage: Eukaryota; Metazoa; Arthropoda; Arachnida; Ixodida; Ixodidae. Gene Ontology annotation, cellular component: plasma membrane. Gene Ontology annotation, biological process: homophilic cell-cell adhesion. The transcript is spliced from 15 exons. Gene Ontology annotation, molecular function: calcium ion binding. Bases 16 to 2412 code for a protein of 798 amino acids.